CAUGAGUGUCUUUAUGCCUGCACAUGGGGGGAGAUGAGAAGCGUUUUAAGAGAAAAUCCCUGUGCAUUACUGAGCUGCUGUCCCCUCAUGCCAGGCGAGUCAAUGGGCUUUUUAUAUCCCAUAGGAUUUGAACGUGCCAUAAAGAGGCUCUGGUCUAUAUCAUCAAUGUAACAUGGUCUGACCUGACUUCCCAGAUCAUCUACCGGAGAUACAGCAAGUUCUUUGACCUGCAGAUGCAGCUUCUGGACAAGUUCCCUAUUGAAGGAGGCCAGAAAGACCCCAAGCAAAGAAUCAUCCCUUUUCUACCAGGUAAGAUCCUGUUCCGGAGGAGCCAUGUCCGAGACGUAGCUGUGAAGAGGCUGAAGCCCAUCGAUGAGUACUGCAGGGCACUGGUCCGGCUUCCUCCUCAUAUUUCACAGUGUGAUGAAGUCUUCAGGUUUUUUGAGGCUCGCCCAGAAGACCUUAAUCCUCCAAAAGAGGACUAUGGAUCUUCAAAAAGAAAAUCAGUUUGGAUGUCCAGUUUGUCUGAGACUCCAAAAAAGAGUGUUGCUUCAGGUGCUGAUGCUAGCUCUGAACCCAUGAUCCUGGAACAAUAUGUGGUGGUGUCUAACUAUGAGAAGCAGGAGAACUCUGAGAUCAGCCUCCAGGCUGGAGAGGUCGUGGAUGUCAUAGAGAAAAACGAGAGCGGUUGGUGGUUUGUGAGCACAGCAGAGGAGCAGGGCUGGGUCCCAGCUACUUACCUAGAAUCCCAAAAUGGAACCAGGGAUGACUCUGACAUCAACACAUCCAAACUUGGGGAAGUUUCUAAGCGACGCAAGGCUCACCUGAGACGCCUGGACCGGCGGUGGACGCUGGGCGGGAUAGUCAACAGGCAGCAGAGUCGAGAAGAGAAAUAUGUCACUAUCCAGCCGUACACCAGCCAGGGGAAGGAUGAGAUUGGGUUCGAAAAAGGGGUCACCGUGGAGGUCAUCCAAAAGAACCUGGAAGGAUGGUGGUACAUAAGGUAUCUAGGCAAAGAGGGUUGGGCCCCAGCUUCGUAUCUGAAGAAGGCUAAAGAUGAUCUUCCAUCUAGGAAAAAGAACUUAACUGGGCCAGUAGAAAUCAUAGGAAAUAUCAUGGAGAUCAGUAACCUGCUGAACAAGAAAUCAUCCACUGACAAGGAAACUCAAGCAGAAAACGAGACUGCAGAAACCCACAUCACCAAGAAGGAAAUCAGUUUGCCCAUCUUGUGCAAUGACUCUAAUGGCAAUGCCAUGAUGACCCCAGACAAGCAAGCUUCCAAACUGGCCCAGGGAUCCCCAGCCAUAGCAAGGAUAGCACCGCAAAGAGCUCAAAUAAGUUCUCCAAAUCUAAGAACAAGGCCACCCCCACGAAGAGAAUCUAGUCUGGGUUUUCAGUUGCCUAAACCACCAGAGCCACCUUCUGUGGAAGUGGAAUACUACACCAUUGCAGAGUUCCAGUCAUGCAUCUCUGAUGGCAUAAGCUUUCGUGGAGGACAAAAAGCAGAGGUUAUAGAAAAGAAUUCUGGAGGCUGGUGGUAUGUGCAAAUUGGAGAGAAGGAAGGAUGGGCUCCAGCAUCUUACAUUGACAAGAGGAAGAAGCCAAAUUUAAACAGAAGAACCAGUACUUUAACCCGCCCAAAAGUUCCUCCCCCAGCACCUCCCAGUAAACCAAAAGACUCUGAAGAAGGAACAGUUACUGGCACGGUUUCUUCAGGAGAUUCCCAGGACUCUCCCCACAAGAUGAAAUAUGAAGAACCUGAAUAUGAUGUGCCUGCCUUUGGCUUUGACUCAGAGUGUGAAGUAAGUGAAAGUCAUCGUGAAGAGGGCACUCCUGAAAAACAAGUGUUUCAGCCCCUCAAGCCCUCUUCUGUGUCUUCACUUCAGAAAGCAAAGUUCAAAGUAGGAGAGUCUUCAGAAGAUGUCGCUCACGAAGAAGAGACCAUCUAUGAGAACGAGGGAUUUAGGCGUUAUGUGGAAGAUGCUUUGUCCAAUAAGGAAUCUAGUGGAGACUCAGAUUCUCAGAAAAGCGCCUCUCUUUCCUUGAUCCGAAGGAAUUCUCCGUGUUCCAGCUCUCCUAAAUCAUCACUUGUGAAGCUCAAGGUGGACAAAAACAUCCAGCCCAAUCUUGGAAAAUGUCACUAUUCUAGGAAUGAGGAGACAAAACCAAGGUCAGCUUCAGAUGUUGGCUUACGUAGCAUGCCAAGAACAGGCAUGAAGAAGGAGCCUGCACAGAGUCCUUCCAUUAGAGCAAAGCCAAUCGUUAGGCCCAAGCCCUUCCUAAACAAGGCAGACUCUCAGAGCCAAGAAAAGAUGGAUAUCAGCACUUUAAGGCGUCAACUGAGGCCUACUGGGCAACUCAGAGGUGGACUUAAAGGUUCAAGAAGUGAAGAGUCUGAGAGCCCCACCCACACAGCUUCUGAGAACCAAGACGAUCCUGUUAGAAGGAGCUCAGCUGAUUUCAUUACAGCUCCUUCUUGCAGCAUUUUCUCCUCUAGCCAUCCAGCCAAAACUGAGCAAGAAAAUAAUUCCAGAUGUUUCUACGUGACCACUGACUCAUACCAAAAGGUACAGGAUUCUGAAAUUUGCUUCCCAGCAGGAGUAGAAGUGGAAGUGCUGGAAAAGCAAGCCAGUGGAUGGUGGUACCUGAAAUAUGGUGACAUGGAAGGCUGGGCUCCUUCCCAUUAUUUGGCACUACCCGAUAACCAGCGAGAAACCACAUCAGCAGAAACUGAUGCCUCAUUUGCCAGGAACAGGAAAAAUGAAAACAAGUCAAACAGUUUAGAGAAGAUAGAGAAGAGGGUUCAGGCUUUAAACACCAUCAACCAGAGCAAACGUGCGACGCCACCCAUCCCAAGCAAACCUCCUGGCGGUUUUUUGAAACCAUCAGGGCCAGUCAAAAUGAGGAAUGGUGUGAGGCAACUAGCUGUCCGGCCACAGUCAGUGUUUGUGUCUCCACCACCAAAGGAUAACAACCUGUCAUGCUCUUUGCGCAGAAAUGAGUCUUUAACAACUACAGAUCAUCUUAGGACCGUCCGUCGGAAUUCCUCCUUCAGUAAUGCGUGGUCACAGCCCGGUGAUAUGAAGGGAAAGCAGCCUGAGCGGUUGGGUACAGAAGGCUCAGAGACCACCACCAACCUCCCUUCCCAGAGGAAUGGGAUUCCUGUGUCCACAGUCAGGCCAAAGCCCAUUGAGAAAUCCCAGUUCAUUCACAACAAUCUCAAGGACAUCUAUGUUUCCAUUGCAGACUACGAAGGGGAUGAGGAGACUGCAGGGUUUCAGGAAGGUGUCUGCAUGGAGGUCCUCGAAAGGAACCCAAAUGGCUGGUGGUACUGCCAGAUCAUGAAUGGUGUCAAGCCAUUCAAAGGCUGGGUUCCCUCAAAUUACUUGGAGAAAAAGAACUAAUAUUGCAAUAUCUUUAACUUCCCUAAUUUAUACUGUUCCUGCUGUGUAGAUGUGGAAAAAAAACAAUUGCAACACAAAAAGACAUUUCCCUGCGCUCCAGUUUGUACAAAGGGACAAAGGAGUCUAUGCUGAGGAUACAUCUGCCAUAUUCAGGAGAGGUUUGUGGGGUUAACUUGUCAUAAGCAACUACGAGGAAGAUCCAGCAUAGUCAAAUGCCUUUUUGUGAAGUUGUUAAUAAUCUUGUAUGUGUAACAGGGUAUGACAUCCCAUCUUUCCCAUUAUCGAUAGGAAACCAAACGUGUGCCUUUUGUGAGAGAGAAAUACAAAUGCAUCUACUUGGGGAGUUUUGUGCCAAACUCUGUUUUACAAUCUUGGCUCCCUUUCUCCUCAUUCUUAUCCGUGUGUGGAAUACCCAAGAGUUUUGGAUGCAGUUCCACGACUUAGUGAGAAGCGAGUGGAAGUUUCUGGAACACAAAGGGACUCUAAUCCUUUGGAGCUGUUCACUUUUUUUUUUUUUUUACUGUUUUCAACACUUGGUUGGUCCAGAGUUGGAGCCUUUUCAUUGCGGAGAGAUUUGAUCUCUGACUUCAGUUGUGUUUUGUUGUUACAGCUAACUCAUCGGAAAAGGCAAUCAGGUGGUGUUGGUUGGGGGCUUUUUGUUUCCUUAUGUUCUGCCUUGUUCUUUGAGUUGGUAUUUCAGGUGUUCUAGGGCAGCGAUGCCUACUGGUGCUUGUAAAAAAAAAAAAAAAAAUACAACCUACAAACCCUAUGCUUAAGCAUGUUGAUUACUUUGUAGCCUCCAGGUUUCUGUGCCUGACUCCUGCCAGGUGAUCCUGGUUGAAUCUCUUCCAGAGUUGGGUUUCUCAAAACUUGGCAUAAUAUCAAAAUGUACAAAAGUCCCUUGAGACACUAAGGACAAAGCUGUUAAAUGUUACUUCUAGUUUUGCAAUCUGGUCUGAAUCUAAACGUGCUGACUGCUGGCAGGGCCCGCCGAGGUAUUAGCUAGAAAAAACAGUAAUGUUCUGCAACAUCAGUGUUUACAAUGAGGGGGGGAAGCCAUCAAACUCAGUCUGCACAUCCUUAAUUUGUAUAUUUUGGGGGAAUUAUUUUUCUGUGUUUUGUUUUUGUAUUUACUGUGCAUUCUGGGUUUACUUUUUUUUUUGUGUGUCUUGUUUUACCGGAAGAGACUUAAAAAUGAAGUAGGAGCCAAAUAUGUGUUUCUGUUCCCACUUAAAUCCAAAAAGUACAUUUAUACUAGAAAGUGUGCCUGGGCUUCUCAGGCUUAGAGAUUUAAUAUCAAAGUAAUUAGUUCUGCAAUGCAUCUGACCAGGAAGUUGCCUCUUCUAGUUCCGUUUCUGUCUGCCUUUCUUGACUCAUGGUUUGAAACGUGGCACGUGUUGUGGGGUAGUGUGGUGGGAAAUGGAAGAGGCACCCAUUGAAAAAGGCUAGGAAUAUGGAAUUAUUCCUGAGGAAUUCAACUCUUGUACUGUAAACAUCAUUGGCAAAAUCCCUAGUAUACUUGAAGAAGUAAUGUUAUUUUGUUGGGUUUGGUUUUUUAAUGGCCUUGUUAAUCACUCAAAAUCAAUAUCUAGUUCCUCUAUAUAAUAGUCAGCAUUGUAAAUCUGUUUUAAGCAGGAGAGGGCAGACCAUUUCACUACUGGUUUACGCAAAAUGAUACAUGCCCUUCUUUCCACCAACACUGAUUUGGCUUGGAAGGUAAAGGUUAAAGACUUUAAAGUAGCAGGGAUCAAGGGGCUGAGUAAGAUAGCACAAUAUUUUGUAGAACUGGGGAUGUUUCUCUGCCAAAAAAAAAUUUACACAAUUUAUACA
Messenger RNA from Cuculus canorus (common cuckoo), 5234 nucleotides. It is a transcript of the gene SH3PXD2A, whose product is annotated as SH3 and PX domains 2A. The transcript has 15 exons. Gene Ontology annotation, biological process: superoxide anion generation. The coding region runs from base 234 to 3404 and encodes 1056 amino acids. The record is from RefSeq and is a predicted model, not a curated record. Gene Ontology annotation, molecular function: superoxide-generating NADPH oxidase activator activity; protein binding; phosphatidylinositol binding. NCBI's taxonomy places the organism in Eukaryota, Metazoa, Chordata, Aves, Cuculiformes, Cuculidae.